This is a messenger RNA of Chroicocephalus ridibundus (black-headed gull), 5003 nucleotides long. It is a transcript of the gene SRC, whose product is annotated as SRC proto-oncogene, non-receptor tyrosine kinase. Gene Ontology annotation, biological process: protein phosphorylation; bone resorption; progesterone receptor signaling pathway. The transcript is spliced from 14 exons. Bases 341 to 1960 code for a protein of 539 amino acids. Gene Ontology annotation, molecular function: ATP binding; non-membrane spanning protein tyrosine kinase activity; signaling receptor binding. Gene Ontology annotation, cellular component: extrinsic component of cytoplasmic side of plasma membrane. The record is from RefSeq and is a predicted model, not a curated record. NCBI's taxonomy places the organism in Eukaryota, Metazoa, Chordata, Aves, Charadriiformes, Laridae.
CCCCCCGCCCCGGAGAAGGGGUGAGCGGGGGCGGGCGAGGCAGCAGAGCGCCGGAUCCGCGGCGCUGCGCGAUGCUGCUGCCGGCGGCGCAGCCCUGAGCGUCCGGCUCGGCUCGGCCCGGCCCGGUGCGGGCACCCAGCGCGGCGGCGGCGGCGGCGGCGGCGGCGGCGGCGGCGGCGGGGGGCGGCGGCGGCCGCGCCCCCGGCGCGGAGACAAAGCCGGGGCCGAGCGCUGGAGGCGAGCGGCGGGGCCGGCCCCGCUGCGCGACCAGACGGGAGGCUGCGGCGGGAGCUGAGCUGACUUCGCCAGUGGCUGGAGCCAGAACGUGCUGCCCGGGACCAUGGGGAGCAGCAAGAGCAAGCCCAAAGACCCCAGCCAGCGCCGGCGCAGCCUGGAGCCCACCGAUAACACCCACCACGGGGGCUACCCGGCCUCGCAGACACCCAGCAAGGCGGCCGCUCCCGAUGCCCAUCGCACUCCCAGCCGCUCCUUCGGGACCAUGGCUGCCGAGUCCAAGCUCUUUGGAGGCUUCAACACCUCCGACACGGUCACCUCGCCGCAGCGUGCCGGGGCGCUGGCUGGUGGAGUCACCACCUUCGUGGCCCUCUACGACUAUGAGUCUCGGACCGAAACAGACUUGUCCUUCAAGAAGGGAGAGCGCCUGCAGAUCGUCAACAACACGAGAAAAGUGGACGUCAGGGAAGGUGACUGGUGGCUGGCUCAUUCCCUCACUACAGGACAGACGGGCUACAUCCCCAGUAACUAUGUCGCGCCCUCAGACUCCAUCCAGGCUGAAGAGUGGUAUUUUGGGAAGAUCACCCGCCGGGAAUCCGAGCGGCUGCUGCUCAACCCCGAAAACCCCCGAGGAACCUUCUUGGUCCGGGAGAGUGAGACCACGAAAGGUGCCUACUGCCUCUCCGUCUCGGACUUCGACAACGCCAAGGGGCUCAACGUGAAGCACUACAAGAUCCGCAAGUUGGACAGUGGCGGCUUCUACAUCACCUCCCGCACCCAGUUCAACAGCCUGCAGCAGCUGGUGGCCUAUUACUCCAAACACGCCGACGGCUUGUGCCACCGUCUCACCAACGUCUGCCCCACAUCCAAGCCCCAGACCCAAGGUCUUGCCAAGGAUGCCUGGGAGAUCCCCCGGGAAUCGCUGCGGCUGGAGGUCAAGCUGGGACAGGGCUGCUUCGGAGAGGUGUGGAUGGGGACCUGGAAUGGCACCACCCGGGUGGCAAUCAAGACGCUGAAGCCCGGCACCAUGUCCCCGGAGGCCUUCCUGCAGGAAGCCCAAGUCAUGAAGAAGCUCCGGCAUGAGAAGUUGGUUCAGCUCUACGCUGUGGUUUCGGAGGAGCCCAUUUAUAUCGUCACCGAGUACAUGAGCAAGGGGAGCCUCCUGGACUUCCUGAAGGGUGAGAUGGGCAAGUACCUGCGGCUGCCCCAGCUCGUGGAUAUGGCAGCUCAGAUCGCAUCUGGCAUGGCUUACGUGGAAAGGAUGAACUAUGUCCACCGGGACCUGCGGGCAGCCAACAUCCUCGUGGGGGAGAACCUGGUGUGCAAAGUGGCUGACUUCGGCUUGGCACGGCUCAUCGAGGACAACGAGUACACUGCUCGGCAAGGUGCGAAGUUCCCCAUCAAGUGGACGGCCCCCGAAGCUGCUCUGUACGGCAGGUUUACCAUCAAGUCCGAUGUCUGGUCCUUCGGCAUCCUCUUGACCGAGCUGACCACCAAGGGCAGAGUGCCGUACCCAGGGAUGGUGAACCGGGAGGUGCUGGACCAGGUGGAGCGGGGAUACCGCAUGCCCUGCCCGCCCGAGUGCCCCGAGUCCCUGCACGACCUCAUGUGCCAGUGCUGGCGGAAGGACCCGGAGGAGCGACCCACCUUCGAGUACCUGCAGGCUUUCCUGGAGGACUACUUCACCUCGACAGAGCCCCAGUACCAGCCCGGCGAGAACCUAUAGACCCGGAGCUGCUCCUGGCACCAGGGACGCCGCCGUCCUCGCCGCGGGACGCCGAGGGCUGGCCUCCCCGCCGAGGGGCCGGUUUUUGCGGAGCAGCCCCGGAGCAGGAUGGGGCAUUGCCUCCAGAUGCGGCCAGGGGAGGUGCUGGGUCCCCCCAUCACUCGUUAAGACUUCUGGCCUGUGUUUAAUGAAGCGGCACCGUCCCGUUGGCAAGAGGAGCCUGCGGGCACCAGCGGAGCCGUCUCAGGAGGGUGAGCGGAGCAUCUCCCGACGAGAGACUUGGCUUUUGGGAGACCUUUCCCCCCCCACCCAGCAGCUCUGGGGUGAGCUCAGAGGAAUUGGGGGGCAGCAGCCCCCACCUCGAACACGUGGCCCUGGCCUUCUACACCCCGUCUCUAAAUCAGCACAAAUUUCCCUGCCCCUUCGCCCUCCCCGCUGUCCCCCUUGGCUCCGGUUCUCCCGAAGGUGCUGGCAGAGACAUUUCACCAAGCCUUGGCUGGUUCAGAUGGGACGAUGUGCUGGGUGGUGGUGCCAGCGUGGGGUGAUGACAGGAUGCUGGCGGUGCCCCUUCCUCGGGCAUCCCUCCAGCCUCGCCGUGGCAGGGCUCUGAGCCGUGCUAGUGGGCGCCAGGAGCAUGAAACGUGGCUGCUCCUGGCUCCGGUGGCCGUCACCAUCCCGUAGGUGCACAUUCGAGUCUUCCAGCUGCAUCUGUCCCUCCAGGGGACCAGUCCUGUCUCUCCUGAGAGCGGCACCCAGGGGUGCCAGCAGAGCCCUCGCCCUGCCUGUGGCCAGUCCUGGUCUUCCAGCUGGUCCCCUGAAAGUGCACCACAGAUCCCCCCAGCCACCCCCCCAGCAGCUCUACCACCAGCUUUCCCACCAGCAGAGUCCCAUGGGAUAGCCCUGCCACCAAAUCUGGUGGCACCACAGGGCUCAGGAGAAUGGCACGGGUGGUUGUUCAGGGUGUGGGAGCGUUUUGGGGGACAUACUCGUCUUUCACAGAUGCUUUUGUCCACCAGGUACGUUUUUAGCUGCCUUCCCCCCCUCUCCCUCACGUCUCGGCUGCCGGGCUGUGUUCCCCACGUGGUGGGAGCAUCCCCAGCCAUGGGCUGUCAUCCCGAAGGAGAGUCCUGGGAAGCACUGUGCCACACGGGAGACACUUGAAUUCUCAUCUCCCCCCUUGCUGGCUCCCAAAGCUCUCAGCCACGUUUCGGCGGUGGGGGUUAUCUGUGCCCAGCCUCUGCACUCUCCCGCCCGGCGCCUGCCUUGUACAUAGCCCUCGAGCGGCCCCUGCACCCUCCCAAACGUUGAAUUAGUUGCAUGUGCUGUUUUUCUCCCCCCCUGAGGCUGUACCCAGCUGGAAAACCUUCGCCGUGGUGGUUUACGAGGCUUCACUCCCUCACCUCUGGGGUCCCAGCCACGACCUGGGGGCUCUUUGGAUGCUCUCCUGGACCAGGGGUGGGAUGGGACUGGAGAAUGCUGUGGGGCAGUGAUGCGGCAGUGCAAGGGUGCCUUCAGGAAGGACCUGGAGAAGGGGAGCCAGCGGCUUUGCCCACCUCUCGGUCCUCAGGCUGUGGUUUUUCUUGGCCUCCCUAUGGCUAGUGGGAUGGGGUUUCCCUCCGGCACAGCCUCCCUGCAGGCAGCAGACCCAAACCACCUCUCCCCAGCCCCCGCCGUGGUGCUGGUGUCCUGUCAAAGCUGGGUGGGAGCUGAACAGGGGCAGGGGGGUGGCCAAAACCCCCUUUCCUACCCAAAUCCCCAUCGGAGCAGGGCCCGGGCACGCUGCUGCCUCCCGCUCGCUCCCGCAGCUCCCUGGCUGCUUAUUUAUGAACCGAGUGCUCGCUUGGUUGGUCGGUGGCUCCUUUUUAAUGAGUAAAACCUUCAAAAUCAGCUUGAACGGGCUCUUCAGUGAUAUGGAGAGAUCCUGCCUUUGAUGGCUUGGAGAACAGCAAUUGGUUUAAUGGAUUUUUUUUUUAAAUCAUUUUGGGACUCGGAGCCUUUUCUUCCCCCCCACCCCUGUUCCUAGCAGAUUUGCUGUGCCUGCAGGGGACAGGGACUCUCCAAACCUCGAUGUUUUGGGUCUUUCCAUGUUUGCAUCCCUGGGAUGGGUGGCUGCCAUGUCCCCAUCGGUGCUGCCAGAGAAGCCCCGUCCUGCAGCAGCCGGUCCGAGGGGUGGCCUGUGCCAUAGCUCUGCCUAAAUUAUACAAAAUCCCCACAACCCCCCCAGGAGAAACCUCUUAAAACUGCAACGUGUGGAAGCCAGAUUUGAUCCGAAAGCUGGGGAGAGAGAAGGCAAGAGCACAUGUUGAGGUUUGGCCUUUGGUUUUCUGCAGCACGUAGAGGGUCUUGCAUGAGCGCAGCGGGACGGGAACGGGCUUAACCCGGCAGUUUCUGGCUCUUUCGGGCAAGCAGCGGAGCAGGAACACAGCCUCGGCACAAGGAACACCCCAGGCUGGCUUAAUUCCCCAUGGCUUUUGGCAAGCACUGACAAAGGAGACGUGCUGGGGACAUUUCAGGGCAGAAGACGGCGAAGUGAUCCCGGAGGAACCUCCCUGCACGGGGCUGGGGCUGUGUGUCCGUGUGUCCAUCCCUGUGUCCAUGCAGCAGUGCCGGUGGGACCCAGCAUCUCCAGAUUCACCACUGCAGCCAUCAUGACCCGGAGGCCCCGGGGACCGAGAACCCCUCCUCCAUCACCGUUGUCAUCUGCCAAUUUAUUUUUUAAGCCAAUAAACUCCAGAGGGGGAGCCCCCACCUAAGGAUGCUCUUUGGCUUCCCGGGGUCAAUAACGCCCUACAAAUUAUUCUCCUCUGCUGUUAUCAUUUUUUUAAACAGUGUUUUGUAAGAUCUCCAACCGACUAUGCAGAGAACGUGUGGAUCUGUGUCUCUCUCCCCAGCUCCCCUCUCCGCCCCCCACCUGCCUUUUUCAGUGUCAAAGUAAAAUAUUUAGCUUUUUUUUUUUUUUUUGGAUAAUAAUAAAACUUUGGGAAAAAAAACCUGAGAAGGUCCAGCUUUGUGGGUGGUGGUGGUGGGGGGGGGGUGGAGAUGC